Messenger RNA from Sitodiplosis mosellana (orange wheat blossom midge), 640 nucleotides. RefSeq names its product NADH dehydrogenase [ubiquinone] iron-sulfur protein 6, mitochondrial (gene ND-13A). The record is from RefSeq and is a predicted model, not a curated record. The transcript has 4 exons. Gene Ontology annotation, biological process: mitochondrial electron transport, NADH to ubiquinone. The coding region runs from base 99 to 482 and encodes 127 amino acids. NCBI's taxonomy places the organism in Eukaryota, Metazoa, Arthropoda, Insecta, Diptera, Cecidomyiidae.
AAUAAACACCGAGUUUUUCAUAUUACAAGUCGAUGUGAAAAUUUGUUGGUUGAGAAUACUACGUAUCGUUGAAAAAUUCCGAAAAAUCGUCCAGCAAAAUGGCUUGCAGACGAUUCAUUGCAAAUUGUGUUGUAUCUAACAAUCUAAAAUCAGUGCGUUCAUUGCCAGCAUUGUCCACAAGAGCCUAUUCAACCGAAAAGGAGGAGAUUACAAAAUCGACUCAUACAGGCCAGGCAUUCGAACCAGACGACUAUCGAAAUGUGCGAUUCACAGAUGCAACGCGUUACGUCAACAAGAACUGGGGUAUCAAUUUAAUAGCUGAGGUACCACCGAAGGAAUGCACGGAACGUGUUGUUUAUUGUGAUGGUGGCGAUCCACAUUUAGGUCAUCCAAAGGUUUACAUCAAUUUGGAUAAACCAGGACCACAUGCAUGUGGCUACUGUGGUCUUCGAUACGUUCUCAAAGAGGGACACCAUCAUUAGGAGAGAAAAACAACCACAUUUUUGAUGUGUUGCACAUAUAUUGCUAGAAAUUACAUCCAAUUGAAUCACUAGUCAACUGACUGUGAAAAUGUUGAAUAAAUGAUUUUGUGAAGAGAAAAAAAAACGAAUUCAGUAAAUUUAUUAUGUAAUUUUGUCAA